Procambarus clarkii (red swamp crayfish) is the source of this 3437-nucleotide messenger RNA. Lineage: Eukaryota; Metazoa; Arthropoda; Malacostraca; Decapoda; Cambaridae. The record is from RefSeq and is a predicted model, not a curated record.
GUCCGCCACUCAGUGUUCCUUGGACCGCCCGUGAGAGCAGGCUGUACUCUCUGCGCGCACCGGGUGACUUUAACACGCGUUCCCGCAUCCUUUUUUUUAUACGUGGAUAUUCUAACGUAAAACGAGAUAACUCAUGACGAUUCUGAUUCAAGUGACUGUAUUCUUCUUCUGUGUGUGUGUCAUGCUUCAAGGUGCCGUAUUGUAGUAGCUUUUUUGCGAGGGGUUUGUAUCUAGGGGCGUUAAGUUAGGAAACUAGGAUAUAACAAGUGAUCACUAUGGCGACUGAUAUGUUGCUAGUAUUUCUGCUGGGGUUAGCGAGAUGCUCCUCAGGCUUCAACAUCGACAUUGGCAACCAUGUUACACAUUUCGGAACGCAGAAGGGAUCCAUGUUCGGCUUUGCCGUUGCUCAACAUAAGGACAGAGGACAGAGUCGCAUCGCUUCAGACAGGAGGUCAUCUUCACGGGCGAGGUCAACCGAGGUCGCUUCGGUCUCUCUCUCACAGGUCUCGGAGACAUCAACAAGGACGGCAUUGCUGACUUGGCUGUUGGUGCUCCUUAUGGUGGACCAGAUGGUAAUGGGGCAGUGUUCAUCUACCAUGGCUUUGUUAUCCGUAGUGGUGAACCCAUCUCCGAAGAUAAUAAGAAGCCCUCUCAGGUGAUAUAUGCCAAGGAGGUGUCCCGUGGGCCCAGUAUUUCGACUUUUGGAUGGUCUCUCUCAGGAGGGUUGGACAUGGACGAGAACCAGUACCCAGACCUCCUGGUGGGCGCCUACCUCUCCGACUCUGCUGUCCUCCUCAAGUCCCGCCCAGUCGUGAAUCUGAUGAACCAUAGUCUCACCUUCAUGUCGGAGGGAAAGACAAUCGACAUUGAAUCUGCCGCAAGCCUUGAGGCGGGCUGUCGUACUCAGAAUGGGAGGCCUGUCACCUGUGUUCCCCUUGAGUUUUGUCUAGGCUAUGAAGGCCUGGGAGUUCCCGAUGAAAUUGAAUUGGAUGUGGAGUACACACUAGAUGGAAAAGUAACUACACCUCGCAUCUUCUUCCUCAACAAUGAUCAGACGAACAUGAAAGAGAGGCUUCAACUUGAGACACAAAUCCCAAUCUGCAGACAGCAUCAAGUCUAUGUUGCACCGACCCUCACAGACAAACUGACUCCCAUCGGAGCUGAGGUUAAAUACAGCCUCGUGGAACCCAAGUACCGGGCCCCUCGCUCCCUCACACCCAUACUCAACCAGCGUCAGCGACUAGCCCUUUCAGACUCAAUCACCAUCCAGAAGAACUGUGGUGACGACAAUAUUUGCAUCCCUGACCUCGUCCUCACCUUCACUGCGCCAGACACCUUCAUCUUCCGGAAGAAAGAGCAGUUGGAGGUAGAUGUGCGAGUGGUUAAUCAUGCUGAAGAUGCCUUUGAGGCCCGGGUGUACAUCCCCAUUCCAACUGGCCUCCUGUACAAUACCUUUACUGCCAAGGAUAACACCUCUGUCACCUGUUCACCCCGUACCAUGGGCGCCAACACCACCCUUAUUUGUGACAUCGGGAAUCCACUACAAAUGCAUAAGGGAGUGCACUUUAUAGUGCUAUUUCAGCAGAAGUCUGGAUCACUGGAAGAUCCCCGCUUCGAGUUCCUGGUGACAGCCAACAGCACCAACAAUGAGGUGCCUCGUUCUCGCAAUGACAACAUUGCCCGCAAAGUUGUUCUUGUUGAUGUGGACACCAAUCUCAUUCUUUAUGGGUCAUCGUCACCGGAGAACAUUGAGUAUAACCAAACCUUGUACCGCUCUGAAGGAUACACCCACGAAGAACAUCUAGGCCCAGAAAUUAUGCACACAUACGGAAUUUCCAAUAAUGGCCCUUCUGAGAUCCUGAAAGCCGAAAUUGUCAUCUUGUGGCCCACCAUGACCCUCACCGGUAACUAUCUAUUGUACCUCCUGGAGCAACCCCGAGUCACUGGUCCCAUCAACUGCUCUUUUGUUCCUGAUGUCAACCCUCUCAACCUCAGGCUGAACAAGAAAGACAUGAACAUGGAAUUACUAAAGCUUGAGAGCAAGGAGAAGUCACGAGGUGUGGUGACUGAGGAGAGCUACACAGGAAGCUCGUCCUCUGACGGCGACAGAGCAGCUUCCGGGGGUUCGUCUUACUAUGAGGGCUCUACAGAAGCUACCUAUUACUCCAAUGCUGGCAACUCGUCACAUUCCUCGUCUUCAUCGUCUUCAUCGUCAUCAUCGACGUCAUACACCUACUCUUCCUCCUCUUCAUCCAGCGGUAAAAGCUUUAGCUCCUCUUCAGGAGAUAAUAGCCUCACAAAGAGAGAAAAAAGACAAACAAAAGAAAAGUCAACCUGGGAAUCUGAGACAACUAAUUGUGGUCCAACCAAAUGUGCGAGGAUCCACUGCGUGGCUGGACCAGUUGUGGAGGACGGCAUCCUCUACAUCGCUGUUCGCUCCAGGCUUAUGGUCUCCACACUUGCCAAGUACCCCUAUGAGGACUUAAGCAUCACCAGCAGGAUGGUUGCCAGAGUUGUGUCCCUGCCCCAUGGAGUCAGUCCCACAUACCUUACCAUACGAGAUCUGGAUGUGACAACACCCGUAUCUCCAGCCAAAUCUCUGGAUGAGGCUCCGCAGGUGCCAUGGUGGGUCAUUGUCCUGGCCACCCUUGCUGGAAUCCUUAUCCUCCUCAUUAUCAUCCUCAUCCUGUGGAAGUGUGGCUACUUCAAGAGACACAGACCAGAGCAGCGGCGCGGGCAUUCAGAGGACUCGCAACCACUCAACCCUCCAGGUGACCGCAGCAAGCACAAUGGGGUCAAUGGCCACAACUACAGUCCCUUCACACGUCCAUAUUAUCCUGGAGACGAAGCCUUAUGAUUUAUUUAAUUUUAUGUUUAGAGAAAAAUGGGAAAUUGACUAGAAAUAUUUUUUGAACUUGCAAAGUUUUAUAUUUCAUAGCAGAUUUACACCAUGCUUUUUGUUGUUUGUAAUAAAAGGGAUAAUUACAUUACUGAACAUUUAAGUAAUAUAUGGUAUGAUCAUAUCUAUGCAAGGUGUGGAAUUUGAUUGAUGAUAUGAAGAUAAUGAAAUAUGAUCAUAUUUAAAUAGUACCUUUUUGCAUCACAAAGAAAACUUUGUUGUUUUUACUACAUGGUGCAUAACACGUGACGUAAACGAGAAUUUAAUCUCAAUCCUCACUUUAUUGUAUGGGAAAUACUGUACAGGCCUUAGGUAUUAUGCAAGAACUAUCAUUCUGAUAUUUCAGAUAACUUCCUAUUUCAUGGCUACCUUCACAGAUGUCAUUUUGGAGUUUAGAUCUCAUUUCAUCUCUGAUGGGGAAGUGCCAAACUGAAGUAUGUAUGACAAAUCAUUAACUUAGAUUAACAUAUUUGUGAUACCCUUUGAGAUUAACACACAUGUGAUAUCAUUCGAGAUUAAAAUAAAAGAUACUCGUAUA